UACCAUUAUCAUUCACUUGCACUGAUUAGCAACCGCAAAAUGUUCUCCAAAGUGGUCGUACUGAGCGCCGUGUUGGCGGCCGCCAGCGCAGGUCUUCUGCCGCUGCACCACUCCGCGGUGUCAUCGCAAAGCAUAGUGCGUCAUGACUCACCUGUACACUACGCGGCCGCGCACUACGCCGCCCCAGUGGUCCACGCAGCGCCCAUCGUUGCCCAUGCCGCUCCCGUUGUCCACGCUGCGCCCAUCGUUGCCCACGCUGCCCCCGUUGUACACGCCGCUCCUCUUGCCCUCGCCCACGGUCACGAAUACUCUCACCCCCGUUACGACUACUCUUACUCCGUGGCUGACCCCCACACUGGUGACCACAAGUCGCAGCACGAGAGCCGGGACGGUGGUGCUGUGCACGGCUCAUACUCGCUGGUCGAGCCUGACGGUUCCGUGCGCAAAGUAGACUACACAGCUGACGACCACAAUGGUUUCAACGCGGUUGUCCACAAGACCGCUGGCCACCACCCCGCCCCCGUGGUCCACGCUGCUCCCCUGGUCCACGCCGCGCCCGUGGUCCACGCUGCUCCCCUGGUCCAUGCCGCACCCCUCGCACACUACGCCGCCGCCCCCCUCGCCCUUGGUCAUCAUGGUCUCCUCCAUCAUUAAACAACUAGCUAAUGUAUAACUUGUGCUCGAUGUAUGUUUGAUGUGUGAUAUUUAUGUGUAUGAAAUAAUGAAUUAAUACUCAUUUGUAAAUAAAUUAAUUGCUGAUCAGUAUAAA
This is a messenger RNA of Papilio polytes (common Mormon), 769 nucleotides long. Its product is annotated as cuticle protein 21-like. The coding region runs from base 40 to 654 and encodes 204 amino acids. The record is from RefSeq and is a predicted model, not a curated record. Gene Ontology annotation, cellular component: extracellular matrix. NCBI's taxonomy places the organism in Eukaryota, Metazoa, Arthropoda, Insecta, Lepidoptera, Papilionidae. The transcript has 4 exons.